Messenger RNA from Bursaphelenchus xylophilus (pine wood nematode), 2661 nucleotides. The record is from the annotation of a GenBank genome assembly. NCBI's taxonomy places the organism in Eukaryota, Metazoa, Nematoda, Chromadorea, Rhabditida, Aphelenchoididae.
AUGGCCGAAUUGGAUUAUGAUUCUGAAGAUGGACAAGAGUUGACUGAGAAGGAAAAGCAGGUAAAAGAUUUUAUUUGUUGGCUACAGUUUUAGGAAAUUGAGCGAAAGCGACGCAAGAAUAAGAAGAAGAAGGAAUCCAAAAAGAAAAACAAGAGCGUCGCUAGCGAGAAGCCAAAGGAAAAUACCGAGAAUGGUGACAAACCUAAGGAAGAAGAUGACAUCGAGGUUGAGGUGGAGUAUGUUCCGGACGAACUUGAUAUUCCCACAGAUGAUCCUGCGUUUAAAGAAUUCACGAAUGUCUUAAACAGAUUUAAGGUAGGACCAGUAAUUCACAAUUUUUUUGGAUACGAAUAUUUUUAACCUAAAAAAUCGUAUCCGAUAAAAAAUUAACUUAUGCCUUAUACGAAUAUCAGAAUUUUGGAAAAUCUUUUAGUUAUUCCACAAAUUUGAUACAUGUUCGCAAAAUUUAGUCGAAAAACUGUUCAAUAAAUUUAGCCUUUUUUGGUAAUUAUCACAAUUGUCAGAAAAAGAUCCGCAUACGAAUUUUUAGUCAAAAUAUCAUAAUAAUCGUAUUGGCGAUUUUUGACGUCUCCGACAAAAUACGGGCACGUAAAUCACUGAAUAGUACAUGUAUUGGCUUUGUUUAAUUUGUGUAAAUGUCUAGGCAGUUAAAGAAGAGAUUAAAACAGAAGUUGUGCUGGACGAGCCCAGAUUAUUGGAUAGCAACAGCAUUGAUUCGUUUAACAAAGCCGCGAUAUCUGAACAGAUUCUACAAGAUGAGAUGAAAGAAAAGAAGGUAUGCAAGGUGUUGAUUAAAUAGCUUUAUAUAUUUAGAAAGAAGAUGGUGAUCUUGAAAAUAUGAGUCGUAAGAAAAUCAGACUCAGUUUGCAACCAUCAAUCGCGGAACUUAAGGCUGUAAGUUAGAAAUUCCUUUUUUGAUUAGUUUAAAUGUAUUUUUGUAGAACACAACAAGACCAGAUGUGGUUGAAUGGGCUGAUGUCACUUCUAGAGAUCCUCAUCUGCUUGUCCACCUUAAAGCUUAUCGUAAUACAGUCCCUGUUCCCCGCCAUUGGAAUGCCAAGAGAAAGUAUCUCGCUGGAAAAAGAGGAUUCGAGAGACCGCCCUUUGAUUUGCCAGAUUUCAUUAAGAGAACUGGGAUCAUGGAGAUGAGAGAAACCAUGUGGGAAAAGGUAACAUCUCUAUUAUAAUGUUGGAUUUUAUGAUUUUAGGAAGGUGAGCAGACCUUGAAGAGUAAGAUGAGAGAGAGGAUGCGGCCAAAGAUGGGCAGAAUUGAUAUUGACUAUCAGAAAUUACACGACGCCUUCUUCAAAUGGCAAACUAAGCCGGUUAUGACUUUAAUGGGCGAACUCUACUACGAGGGCAAGGAAAUGGAGACGCAGAUGAGAGAGAAGAAACCUGGGCUUCUGUCGGAUGAGUUGAGAAUUGCACUGGGAAUGCCCGUCGGCCCUGUAAGUGUGAUAACAAUGUUACCAACUUUCACAUGUUAUAUCUGUAAUUUAUGUAUUUUUAGACUGCAAAUAAGUUCCCCCCUCCAUGGUUGAUUGCAAUGCAGCGUUAUGGACCCCCACCAUCCUAUCCUAAUCUAAAAAUUCCCGGGCUUAACACACCAAUUCCUGAAGGUUGUUCCUUUGGAUAUCAUGCUGGUGGAUGGGGUAAACCUCCGGUUGAUGAGACCGGGAAACCUGUAUAUGGUGAUGUAUUCGGACUGACGGUAGGUUUGGUAUUAUUUUGGACUGAUUUUCCUUCUGUUAGGCCCCAGAAACAAUCGAACCAGAAGACGAAAGCAAGAUCGAGAGGUCUCAUUGGGGAGAAAUCGAGAGUGAUGAGGGAGAAUCAGACGAAGCAAGUGAUAUGGAGGAGGAUGAAGAGGAAGAAGAACCAGCAGCAGGACAAGCCGAGGGCAUGGCGACUCCAUUGCCUGAGGGCGCAGUUACUCCAAGUGGAAUCUCGACCGUCUCGGGAAUGGAGACUCCGGAAUCCAUCGAGAUCAGAAAGAACAGGACCGAUGAAUCAAUCGUGGGCACAGACACUCCGAUUUCCAAACCCCCAGGACAAUUGUACACCAUCUUGACCGAGAAGAAGGUCGAUAAGUACGGGAAGGACCUUAUGGGAUCAACCCAUGUCUACGACCUUACUGUAAGUCUGCUCUAUAACAUAUUGUUAUUACUCUUCGGAAAAAAUACGAUAUAAAACAUUAAUUACAGAAAAAGAACCGCGCAGAUGGAGUUGAAAUCUCAUUAAAUCCGGAGGAAUUGGAUCUUGGCGACAAGAAACUUUUGGAGGAGAGAUACGAAGAACAACUAAGAAAGCAGACGACCACCAAGAAUGAUGACAAAGAGGAGGAGGAAGACUUCUCCGACAUGAUUGCCGAUCAUUCCAGAGUGAGUCUUGUGCUUUUGGCUGUAGUUUAUAAUAAUGUGGAAUCAUCUAUCAUCGCUUUGCGACGGCUAGCCGCGGCUGUAGAUUUGGUUUGCGACUGCGCGGAGGCGAGACGUUUUGCUGCGACAAAUCCACAUUAUUUCCCCGGCAGACUGAUAUAUGAAACAAAAGUAAUCAGUGUUUUUUCAGCGCAAGAGAAAGGCGGAACAGAAGAAACAAACGGCCAACGAGAAAAAGAAGCACAAGGACUUCAAAUUCUAA